Messenger RNA from Chrysochloris asiatica (Cape golden mole), 2364 nucleotides. RefSeq names its product aconitase 2, mitochondrial (gene ACO2). Gene Ontology annotation, biological process: tricarboxylic acid cycle. NCBI's taxonomy places the organism in Eukaryota, Metazoa, Chordata, Mammalia, Afrosoricida, Chrysochloridae. The coding region runs from base 22 to 2364 and encodes 780 amino acids. The record is from RefSeq and is a predicted model, not a curated record. Gene Ontology annotation, molecular function: aconitate hydratase activity; 4 iron, 4 sulfur cluster binding. The transcript has 18 exons. Gene Ontology annotation, cellular component: mitochondrion; cytosol.
UCAUCUUUGUCAGUGCACAAAAUGGCGCCUUACAACCUACUAGUGACCCGCCUGCAGAAAGCCCUGGGUGUUCGACAGUACCAUGUGGCCUCAGUCCUGUGCCAACGGGCCAAGGUGGCCAUGAGCCACUUUGAGCCCAAUGAAUACAUCCGCUAUGACCAGCUAGAGAAGAAUAUUAACAUUGUUCGCAAACGACUGAACCGGCCUCUGACCCUGUCGGAGAAGAUCGUGUACGGCCACCUGGAUGACCCGGCUAACCAGGAGAUUGAGAGGGGGAAGACGUACCUGCGACUGCGGCCAGACCGUGUGGCCAUGCAGGACGCCACGGCCCAGAUGGCCAUGCUGCAGUUCAUCAGCAGUGGGCUGCCCAAGGUGGCUGUGCCCUCCACUAUCCACUGUGACCACCUGAUUGAGGCCCAGCUUGGGGGCGAGAAAGACCUACGCCGCGCCAAGGACAUAAACCAGGAAGUAUAUAAUUUUCUGGCAACUGCUGGUGCCAAGUAUGGCGUGGGCUUUUGGAAGCCUGGAUCAGGAAUCAUUCACCAGAUCAUUUUGGAAAACUAUGCAUACCCUGGGGUUCUUCUGAUCGGCACUGACUCCCACACCCCCAAUGGGGGCGGCCUGGGGGGCAUCUGCAUUGGAGUCGGGGGUGCUGAUGCAGUGGAUGUCAUGGCUGGGAUCCCCUGGGAGCUGAAGUGCCCCAAGGUGAUUGGUGUGAAGCUGACAGGCUCGCUCUCCGGUUGGACCUCCCCCAAAGAUGUGAUCCUGAAGGUGGCAGGCAUCCUCACAGUGAAAGGUGGCACGGGUGCCAUUGUGGAGUACCAUGGGCCUGGCGUUGACUCCAUCUCCUGCACUGGCAUGGCGACAAUCUGCAACAUGGGUGCAGAGAUCGGCGCCACCACCUCAGUGUUUCCGUACAAUCACAGGAUGAAGAAGUACCUGAGCAAGACCGGCCGGGCAGAAAUUGCCAAAAUCGCUGAGGAAUUCAAGGAUCACUUGGUACCUGACCCUGGCUGCCAUUAUGACCAGGUGGUUGAAAUUAACCUCAGCGAGCUGAGACCACACAUCAACGGACCCUUCACACCUGACCUGGCCCACCCUGUGGCUGAUGUGGGUAAUGUGGCUGAGAAGGAAGGGUGGCCCCUGGACAUCCGUGUGGGUCUGAUUGGCAGCUGCACCAACUCAAGUUAUGAAGACAUGGGGCGCUCGGCAGCUGUGGCCAAACAGGCGUUGGCCCAUGGGCUCAAAUGCAAGUCCCAGUUUACCAUCACGCCGGGCUCUGAGCAGAUCCGUGCCACCAUUGAACGAGAUGGCUAUGCCAAGACCCUGCGGGACGUGGGUGGCAUCGUCCUGGCCAAUGCCUGUGGUCCCUGUAUUGGCCAGUGGGACAGAAAAGACAUCAAGAAGGGGGAGAAGAACACGAUUGUCACCUCCUACAACCGGAACUUCACCGGCCGCAAUGAUGCCAACCCUGAGACCCAUGCCUUUGUCACAUCCCCGGAGAUUGUCACAGCCCUGACCAUCGCCGGCACCCUCAAAUUCAACCCAGAGACUGACUUCCUGACUGGCAAGGACGGCAAGAAGUUCAAGCUGGAGGCCCCGGAUGCAGAUGAGCUUCCCCAGGCGGAGUUUGACCCCGGACAGGACACCUACCAGCACCCUCCUAAAGACAGCAGUGGACAGCGGGUGGACGUGAGCCCCACCAGCCAGCGCCUGCAGCUCCUGGAGCCUUUUGACAAGUGGGACGGCAAAGACCUGGAGGACCUGCAAAUCCUCAUCAAGGUCAAAGGGAAGUGCACCACUGACCACAUCUCGGCUGCUGGCCCGUGGCUCAAGUUCCGUGGGCACCUGGACAACAUCUCCAACAACUUACUCAUUGGUGCCAUCAACAUUGAAAAUGACAAGGCCAACUCUGUACGCAAUGCCGUCACCCAGGAGUUUGGGCCUGUCCCUGACACUGCACGCUACUACAAGAAACACGGCAUCAGGUGGGUGGUGAUUGGAGAUGAGAACUAUGGUGAAGGUUCGAGCCGUGAACAUGCAGCGCUAGAGCCCCGCCACCUGGGGGGCCGGGCCAUCAUCACCAAGAGUUUCGCCAGGAUCCAUGAAACCAACCUGAAGAAGCAGGGCCUACUGCCCCUCACCUUCGCCGACCCAGCUGACUACAACAAGAUCCACCCCGUGGACAAGCUGACCAUCCAAGGCCUGAAGGACUUUGCCCCGGGCAAGCCCUUGAAAUGUGUCAUCAAACACCCCAACGGGACCCAGGAGACGAUCGUCCUGAACCACACCUUCAACGAGACCCAGAUCGAGUGGUUCCGGGCCGGCAGCGCGCUGAACAGGAUGAAGGAGCUGCAGCACUGA